GGGAAGGCCUGGUCACCCUUUGAAAACUGCGAAGGCGCACAGGUGAGUCUCGACCUGGAGGACCAGAGCUGAAGCAGGUGAAGAGAUCAGCGCGGCUUCUCCCAAGUCACAAUGCUAAUAAGGGAUAGACCUAGGAUCCCAUUGACCUGAGCGCCAUCUCCUCUUCCAGCUCUGCAGACUCAGGCCUGGCCCUUUGUCCUGGAUAUGCGUCCCCAGGAGCCAGCAGUGACCACCAGGACCCUGACAGCUGAGGACCAGGUAUCAGUGACUUUCAAGGAUGUGGCUGUGGAUUUCACUCUGGAGGAAUGGGACCAGCUAGGGCCUGGCCAGAGGGAGCUGUACCGGGACGUGAUGCUGGAGAACUACCAGAACCUUCUUUCAUUAGGGCUUCUGGGGUCCAAACCUGACAUGAUCUCCUGUCUGGAGCGAGGGGAAGAGCCCAGGAUGAAGAAGAGAGAAGCCCAGCAAGUUACCUGUCCAGGAGAGAAACCCUACAUGUGCAACGAUUGUGGCAAGACCUUUACUCAGAGCUCAUCACUGACCGAGCAUCAGAGGAUCCACACUGGGGAGAAACCAUACCAAUGCCGGGAAUGCGGGAAGGCCUUCACCCAGAGCUCCUCCCUCAUUAAGCACCAGCGGUGCCACACUGGGGAGAAGCCCUAUAAAUCCUACAGAUGUAACGAGUGUGGGAAAAGCUUCAGCCACAGCUCGUCCCUGACCCAGCAUCAGCGGGUUCACACAGGAGAAAAACCCUACGAGUGUUCCAAGUGUGGCAAAGCCUUCAGCCACAGUUCGUCCCUGACUCAGCACCAGAGGAUUCACACUGGUGAGAAGCCCUAUGAGUGUCACGAGUGCGGGAAGGCUUACACACAGAUUUCCCACCUCAUGAGGCACCAGAGCAUUCACAUGGGGGAAAAACCAUAUACCUGUAAUGAGUGUGGCAAGGCUUUCAGUCACAACUCCUCCUUUACUCAACACCAGACGACUCACACUGGUGAGAAGCCCUACAAAUGUAAUGAGUGUGGGAAAACCUUCAGCCAGAACUCUUCCCUGACGCGCCACCAGAGGAUUCACACCGGGGAGAAGCCCUACAAGUGUAACAUUUGCGGGAAAGCCUAUACCCAGAUUUCCCACCUCAUUCAACACCAGAGGGUUCACACUGGGGAGAAACCUUACGAGUGCAGUGACUGUGGGAAAGCUUUCAGUCGGAGCACCCACCUUAUGGAGCAUCAGAAAAUCCACACAGGAGAGAAACCGUAUAAGUGUAAGGAGUGUGGGAAGACAUUCAGUCACAACUCAUCCCUUACACAGCAUCAGAGGAUUCACACCGGUGAGAAACCCUACGCCUGUAAGGAAUGUGGGAAAGCCUUCAACCAGAGCAUUCACCUUAUUCAGCAUCAGAGGAUUCAUACUGGAGAGAAGCCCUACAAAUGUAGCAACUGUGGGAAAACCUAUACCCAGAUCUCACACCUUAUUCAACACCAGAAAGUUCACACAGGUGACAGGCACUAUGCGUGUAAAGAAUAUGGAGAGGAUUUCAGCUGGAGCUCACACCUGGCCCAACAUCAGAGACUUCACACUAUGCACAGCACCUAUGUCUGUGAUGAUUUUGAGAAAACCUUUGUUUGGAGGACACAGCUUGCUGAUAAUCAGAGAACUCAUGCUGAUUAGAAAACCUGAGAAUGAAACAAACUGGCAUUUCCACUGCCAGAUUCAGUUCAGCCCUCAUCAGCAUUGGUAAUUUCUUCCCAAAGAGGAACUCAAACACUACACAUUGUGACAAUUGGUCUCUUUUUUUCCUAAAGGAGGAAAGAGUUUAUCUCCAGCUCGGACAGCUUCUCAUCAUUUUAGCUCUCAAAUCUCAAUAUCCUCCCUAUUUCUCAGUCCUGCCAUGUCACUAGGGGGUGAUCUAACUGGGUUGCAGAUACACCUGGGAUCUUCAAUAAGGUCUCUCUGAGCUUUUAAAUGUUUUGAUUGUUCAUUAAAUUGGAACUGAAAAUUCAAGAAAAAAAGACAGCUGGAAAGAAUAACCCUAUAGAAUAAAACUCUCAACUAUGUCACUGAAUUUAAAUACUAGACCAUUUUAGUUUCCUUUAAAA
This is a messenger RNA of Phyllostomus hastatus (greater spear-nosed bat), 2099 nucleotides long. RefSeq names its product zinc finger protein 501-like. NCBI's taxonomy places the organism in Eukaryota, Metazoa, Chordata, Mammalia, Chiroptera, Phyllostomidae. The transcript is spliced from 7 exons. Gene Ontology annotation, biological process: regulation of transcription by RNA polymerase II. The record is from RefSeq and is a predicted model, not a curated record. Gene Ontology annotation, molecular function: DNA-binding transcription activator activity, RNA polymerase II-specific; RNA polymerase II cis-regulatory region sequence-specific DNA binding. Bases 205 to 1671 code for a protein of 488 amino acids. Gene Ontology annotation, cellular component: nucleus.